Periophthalmus magnuspinnatus is the source of this 2716-nucleotide messenger RNA. It is a transcript of the gene slc25a11, whose product is annotated as solute carrier family 25 member 11. The coding region runs from base 164 to 1078 and encodes 304 amino acids. NCBI's taxonomy places the organism in Eukaryota, Metazoa, Chordata, Actinopteri, Gobiiformes, Gobiidae. The transcript has 9 exons. Gene Ontology annotation, cellular component: mitochondrial membrane. The record is from RefSeq and is a predicted model, not a curated record. Gene Ontology annotation, molecular function: oxaloacetate transmembrane transporter activity; antiporter activity; sulfate transmembrane transporter activity. Gene Ontology annotation, biological process: thiosulfate transport; succinate transmembrane transport; malate transmembrane transport.
UCCGGGUGUCCGCUGCUGUGAAGUCACCUUGCCCCGGCUGCAGCUGCUCUUCUCGGGGUGAAACCUGCUCCAUCCCCCGGGUUCUGCUCCGCACCGAGCCCCGCACCGAACCGAGCUUUGGGUCGGACCCUCCGCAGCCCCGCGCCCCCGCACACACGCCGCCAUGGCCGACACCAAGCCCAAGACCUCCCCCAAAGCCAUUAAGUUCCUGUUCGGGGGACUGGCCGGGAUGGGAGCCACAGUAUUCGUUCAGCCUCUGGACCUGGUGAAGAAUCGGAUGCAGUUGGCCGGACAAGGAACCAAAGCCCGAGAAUAUAAGACCAGCUUCCACUGUCUGAUGUCCAUCCUGAAGAACGAGGGGGUCAGAGGGGUUUACACGGGUCUCUCCGCUGGGCUCCUCAGACAGGCCACCUACACCACCACACGCCUCGGCAUCUACACCAUUCUGUUUGAGAAGAUGACCUCUGCCGACGGACGCCCUCCUAACUUCUUUCUCAAGGCGGGCAUUGGGAUGACGGCGGGAGCCAUCGGGGCUUUUGUGGGGACUCCAGCCGAGGUCGCCCUCAUCAGGAUGACUGCAGACGGACGGCUCCCCCUGCAGGAGAGGAGAGGUUACACAAACGUCUUUAACGCUUUGGCUCGAAUCACCCGAGAAGAAGGAGUCACCACCAUGUGGAGGGGCUGUGUCCCCACGAUGGCUCGGGCGCUGGUGGUGAACGCGGCGCAGCUCGCCUCCUACUCUCAGUCCAAACAGGCUCUGCUCGACUCAGGGUACUUCGGCGAUGACAUCCUGUGCCACUUCUGUGCCAGUAUGAUCAGCGGCCUCGUCACGACCGCCGCCUCCAUGCCCGUGGACAUCGUCAAGACCAGGAUCCAAAACAUGAAGAUGAUCGACGGGAAACCAGAGUACAAGAACGGACUGGAUGUUCUGGUCCGAGUCGUGGGGAAGGAGGGCUUCUUCUCUCUGUGGAAAGGCUUCACUCCGUACUACGCCCGGCUCGGCCCGCACACCGUCCUCACCUUCAUCUUCCUCGAGCAAAUGAACCGCCUCUACAAGAAAUAUGUCCUGGACCGCUAGACACGAGUACACAAUGUACUACGAACUCUGCUCCAAAUACACGACCGACGCGCGACCGACACGCGACCGACACGCGACCGACACGCGACCGACACGCGACCGACACGCGACCGACACGCGACCGACACGCGACCGACACGCGACCGACACGCGACCGACACGCGACCGACACACGGCAGUACUACAAACUCUGCUCCAAAUACACGACAGUACUACAAACUCUGCUCCAAAUACACGACAGUACUACAAACUCUGCUCCAAAUACACGACAGUACUACAAACUCUGCUCCAAAUACACGACAGUACUACAAACUCUGCUCCAAAUACACGACAGUACUACAAACUCUGCUCCAAAUACACGACAGUACUACAAACUCUGCUCCAAAUACACGACAGUACUACAAACUCUGCUCCAAAUACACGACUGUAGAUAAGAUUCUGAACAUCUGUCACAUCUCUGGCCUCAAAUGCAGACAGGCCUUUGCCCAGCCUUUUCUCUUACGAUAUCAUGAUACUGAUACUGAUACGAUACUAUGAUCCAUAGAACUGACCCACAUGUGUAGAUAUGUGGAUGUUCUUUAUCUCAAAUACACAACAAAGAAGUUCUGUGGUUCAAUCCAAACACCGAGACCAAAUAUGACCAGUUCAUUUGACCGUCAGGGUACCAUGUGACUGUCAGGGUACCAUGUGACCGUCAGGGUACCAUGUGACCGUCAGGGUACCAUGUGACCGUCAGGGUACCAUGUGACCGUCGGGAUACUAUUUUAUCCUGAUCGUCAGGAUAUCGACUGAAUCGAUAUUUGGAGUGUUAUCUGAUCCAGCACAUUCUUCAGGUGCAUCUCACUACAAGAACCUCUGAGAACCUCUGUCCACAACAACACACCACACAGCAGGUCUGGACUCUGGUCUGGACUCUGGUCUGGACUCUGGUCUGGACUCUGGUCUGGACUCUGGUCUGGACUCUGGUCUGGACUCUUUGAGCACAGUAGACUUCGGCCAAAGCGGCAGGUGGUGGUGGUUCAUGAACAUCAGAAGUAUCGGCCAAUCUGAGCAGAGAAUGAGCAGUAAGCCCCACCUUAAAGCGUCAGACAACCAAUCAGACGCAAAGGGAUGAACAAGCACUUUUUAAUUUCAAGCACUUGGUUAUUAUUGAAAGUGACCAACGGAAAGACCUGGUUUAGACCUGGUUUAGACCUGGUUUAGACCUGGUUUAGACCUGGUUUAGACCUGGUUUAGACCUGGUUUAGACCUGGUUUAGACCUGGUUUAGACCUGGUUUAGACCUGGUUUAGUCCUGGUUUAGACCUGGUUUAGACCUGGUUUAGACCUGGUUUAGACCUGGUUUAGACCUGGUUUAGACCUGGUUUAGACCUGGUUUAGACCUGGUUUAGACCUGGUUUAGUUCUGUGUAGUAUUUUAAUAUAAAAUGUAAAUACUGUGUUAUUAGUGAAACUGUGAAUGAAACCAGGCCCUGCGUCUGAUUGGUGGAACAUGCGGGUGCACUGCUCAGGCUGCUCUCUGAUUGGCUAAGCCCUCCUCCUGCUGUGCUCUGAUUGGCUCGUUAAACUGCCACAUUUCUGUUCUGAAAAUGUACAGUGUUUCUGUUGCGAAUAAAUCAUUAAAGAAGUACUCAGUCUUA